Messenger RNA from Phaethon lepturus (White-tailed tropicbird), 2269 nucleotides. RefSeq names its product lumican (gene LUM). Bases 345 to 1376 code for a protein of 343 amino acids. Gene Ontology annotation, molecular function: protein binding. The record is from RefSeq and is a predicted model, not a curated record. The transcript is spliced from 3 exons. Lineage: Eukaryota; Metazoa; Chordata; Aves; Phaethontiformes; Phaethontidae.
UUUGUGAAACACUGAUCAUUCUCUCAUCCCGCAGGAAUAACAGAUGGGUUGUCCUUGUACAAAAUAUGGUAUCCACCUGCACUUCAUUAGAGAGCUGCAUUUUUGUACAUGCCACACCACAGGAUCACCAUGAUGACAUAGCAGCUUCAGAGAACAGCGUGACUAGGGCUUUUUUUUUUUUUCCCUUUUUUUUUUUCCCCCCUUGUAACACAGAGGAUCUGGCAGACUUUUACCUCCUGACACUGUUUACAGCAUAUAUUGGUUGAUACAGUCCCUUAUUGCAUCUGCUCUGGGAAUUAAGGAAAGCAGCUUCAAGGCAGUAAGGGACAAGACACAUUGCAAAGAUGACUUUAAACUCCCUACCCAUCUUUCUGUUAUUGAUUACUGGCAUUUUUUGCCAAUAUGACUAUGGUCCUGCAGAUGAUUACGGUUAUGAUCCUUUUGGGCCAUCCUCAGCAGUCUGUGCCCCAGAAUGUAAUUGUCCUUUAAGCUACCCUACUGCCAUGUAUUGUGACAAUCUUAAACUAAAAACCAUUCCGAUUGUACCAAGUGGAAUAAAAUACCUUUAUCUUCGAAACAAUAUGAUUGAGGGCAUUGAAGAGAACACGUUUGAUAAUGUAACAGACCUACAGUGGCUGAUCUUAGACCACAAUCAUUUGGAAAAUUCAAAAAUUAAGGGAAGAGUCUUCUCUAAACUAAAGCACCUGAAGAAACUUCACAUUAACUACAACAAUCUGACUGAAGCUGUAGGACCACUCCCCAAAACUCUGGAUGAUCUGCAAUUAAGUCACAACAAGAUCACAAAAGUCAAUCCUGGUGCACUUGAGGGGCUGGUGAAUCUGACUGUCAUUCACCUCCAGAACAACCAGCUGAAAGCAGAUUCUAUUUCUGGGGCUUUUAAAGGCCUGAAUUCACUUUUGUAUCUCGACUUAAGCUUCAAUCGACUUACAAAACUACCAACAGGACUGCCUCACUCCUUACUUAUGCUGUAUUUUGAUAAUAACCAGAUCUCCAAUGUUCCUGAUGAGUACUUCCAAGGUUUUAAAGCCCUGCAAUAUUUACGUUUAUCCCACAAUAAAUUAACAGAUUCUGGAAUACCAGGCAAUGUCUUCAAUAUCACAUCACUGGUUGAGUUGGAUCUCUCCUUCAAUCAGCUGAAGAGCAUUCCAACUGUUAGCGAGAACCUCGAAAACUUCUACCUCCAAGUCAACAAAAUUAACAAGUUCCCAUUGAGCAGCUUCUGUAAGGUUGUUGGGCCAAUGACCUAUUCCAAGAUCACACAUUUGCGCCUGGAUGGAAACAAUCUGACUCGGGCUGACUUGCCACAGGAGAUGUACAACUGCCUUCGGGUGGCUGCUGAGGUUUCACUGGAGUGAGAUACCUGGGAGCAUCCAUUUCCCUUCUAGGGGCAGUAACUACAGGAAUUACAUCAUGAUAGCUCUUUAAAAUUAGGGUAUGCCUUAAAAAAAGUGUCAAUCUGCGUAUUAUCCAGUCUGUUUGUUAAUAUUUAGCAUGCACUUGGCAGCCUUAAGGUAAUGUGUGCAUAUUUUUACAAACGGUUGUAUUUAGAAAGCACAAGAAUGACCAAAUGUGGUGCAAAAUAUGCCUUCAUCCGGCUAGGUAAGUUGAUGAAAUCGUUCAACUUCCUUGAAAUCUAUGUCCAUGCAUGCAAUACAUGCAAGCUGGUACCAGAUUUACAUGGAAGUCAGGUGGGUUUCAUCAGAGUGCUGAGCAGUAUAGACUAGUGUGUGUAAAUACAAGAUUCCUCUCCAACCAAUCCAGCUUUUUUAAUUAUUCAUGUCUUUUUCGUACUGUUAUCAAUUACAAAGGAAAAAGAAUGAUUUAACAAUCUAAAACCAAUUUAAAAUUUCUGAAAAUAAGUUUUCAGAGUCCAUGACAUUAUUAAAUAAAUGGAAUAUGUGAAAGAUAACAGGGAAACAAACAUUUUUCAGGUUAAAAAAUUGUUUACUUUUUUUUGGUCAUACUUUCAUUUAAACUUUCAUAGUAAGAUUUUUUAUCCAUUGCUGGUAUAAUUGUUAUUUCAAAAUAAGUCAUAUAUACAAGUAUUUUUAUUCAAUUACUUGCAUGCUAUUUUAACCAGAUUGUAGAAAAUAAAACAUAGCAAAUAGUAUUUUUGUGUCCAUAUCAUUGUCAACUAUGUUUCAGUCUUUUAUAAAUUGAAAAAAAAAAUUCAGGUUAAGACAAGAUAAUCUAAGCUAUUCUAUUAUUAUUAAAAUUUAUUGUAAGGUUAAAUAAAUUGUUUUCUCUA